This is a messenger RNA of Ylistrum balloti, 2505 nucleotides long. RefSeq names its product beta-1,3-galactosyl-O-glycosyl-glycoprotein beta-1,6-N-acetylglucosaminyltransferase-like. Lineage: Eukaryota; Metazoa; Mollusca; Bivalvia; Pectinida; Pectinidae. Gene Ontology annotation, molecular function: acetylglucosaminyltransferase activity. The record is from RefSeq and is a predicted model, not a curated record. The transcript has 3 exons. Gene Ontology annotation, cellular component: membrane. The coding region runs from base 406 to 1896 and encodes 496 amino acids.
GAGCGUGCGGCUGUGUGGCCAGAACGCGGAAAUAUACCUGGACAAACUUGGAAUUAAACGCUAAGGACGAUAAAACAAGAAACAUCCCAUCAUUUGUCUCAGCAGGCCUCAGAAGUAGAGGGACGUUGGACAAGAAUGCCGAGGAAAGGAAGACAUGCCAUUGGUAGAUAUUAGCAAAACAUGUGGAAGGAAUAUGUUCACAGAGCAUGUCAAGCACAGUAACACCAGACUGUGAAUUGACUGCGUUAAGUGUCAUAGUCAUCUGUAGCCAUACUUAACUGAACAAAUAUGUUGAAUCUAUUUCCUUUUUCCAUGUCGCCUUAAACAUUACUGUGUACUCAACCAGACCUUUUUUCCCGAAUCGUAUUCCAAAUGAGAGACUUGUUUUAGACUUAAAAUACGUCAAUGGGGUCUGCACGUGGCUUUCUUCUGGGAUUGACUGUCGUCUGUCAACUAGUGUUUAUAUGUCUGGUAUGGGAUUCUCUCAGAGUUAACUCCAAUGUCGCCCUUUUAAAUAACAACUGUAAUACACGUUGGUUGCUUUCGUCGAAGGAUGACGACGAGGAGUAUUCCCGCGAGUCCUUUACAAUGAGAAGUCUUAGCGAAGAGGAGAAGCUUAUAGAGAUGUGUAAACUUCGUCCGGUAGUACGCGUCAACUGCAGAACACUGUUCACAGGAGAUCCAACAGCAUUGGCAUUAGCGAAAAACACAAGCUACGAAAAAACGACAAACGGCAAUUGUUCUUUAGGAAGUCUGGUUGAUAAAUGUAAGGUGUUAAUAAAAGCCCACAGUUACUUGACAGACAGAACUACUAUCGACAGUGAGGAACUAGACUACCCACUAGCGUUUGCCAUUAAGAUGCAUAAGUCGCCAGAGCAGGCCGAACAGCUCUUACGCCUUAUUUACCGGCCUCACAAUGUCUACUGUCUUUACAUCGACAAGAAAGCAAAUUCAAAAGUAUUCGACGUCAUGAAAAAGCUUGCCGCCUGCUUUCAUAAUAUUUUCAUCAUACACGAACGUAUUGAUAUCAUUUACGCCAGUCUAUCACACGUUUUGGCUGAAUUGCAAUGCAUGCAUGAGCUUUUAGCGAGAACGGUUAUGUGGAAAUACUAUAUAAAUUUAACAGGACAGGAAUUACCGCUUAGAACAAACCUGGAAAUCGUGAAAAUUCUUAAAGCUCUACAUGGAACAAAUGAUAUCGAAAGUUUCUUAUUUCCGAAGCAUUUAAAUUUUCGUGUUCAGAAACAUUACUCGGUUGUGAAAGGAUCAUUGAGGGAAGAUAAAAAUAAAACAAAAGAAUUGUUUUCUUAUAAUGUAACUUUACGUAAAGGCAGCGCAUAUGGCAUUUUUCGAAGGGAGUUCGUAGAAUUUCUCCACGAAGAUAUUGUUGCACAGAAAUUCAUUCACUGGUUGAACGAUUCCUUGUCUCCAGAAGAGACAAUAUGGGCAACAUUAAAUGGUCUACCUUGGGCCCCGGGAGGAUACUCCGUGGAGACGAGUCACUCUUCCAGCACGUUCUUGUCACGUGCAGUAAUAUGGUCAUGGGACAAACCUCAUUGUUUUGGUAAAUUCUCGCGUAGCGUAUGCAUAUAUGGGAUAGGUGACCUCCCAUGGCUCUUGUCAAGACCACAAUUAAUCGCUAAUAAAUUCGACCGUAUGUAUGAUCCUAUUGCACCGGAUUGCAUAGAAGAAUUAAUACGAAAUCGGACAAAUAAUAUGGAUCAGGGUUUUGACCAAAUGAACUGGUAUUACUAUCGAAACCUUCCUCAUGUUAGGUACUACGCCGAUCAAACGAUGAAAGAAAAAUCAAUGGCGUAUUUAGAUAAAAAGCGGGAAAAUUGGAUUAAACAGCAACUGAAGACCAAUAUAACAAAGAUAAAACGAGCUCCAUCAUAGGAGUAAUACGUUUUCUACAACAAAAAACACAAGGUCAAUCCGUUCAUCAUUGUAGGUAAAUCUUAUUAGGCACGUAAUAUCAAAACGUGCACCAGCAUAGGAGUAAUUAAUUCUGAGCCAUAAAGACACAUAAUCAAACCAUGUACGGUCCCGGAUAUAAAGUCUUCUCAUCAAAAAUAAAGAUGUUAAAAUGCAUAUUCUUAAUGUAAAAUAUUAUCUCAAGUACAGGCAUUUUAGAUAGUUUGAUAGUUUGUGGCGAAAAGAUGUAUUUUUGCAAUUUGAAGACAGGCACAUAACAGUUAUUAAUAAAAUUAUAAAAUAUCUAAAAUUUUCCAGUUUGAUUGAAUCACAGGAAAUAAGUAUGAUUCUUUGUUUCUGUUUCGCCUCCUGACAUCCCUGUAUGUAUACGAAAACUGAAAAGCUGUUUGAUGCAGCAUUAUUUAUCAGCCGACGUAUACCUUAAUUCCUACUGAAAUCGAAUGUUCACUUGUGUGGUUACUGUUCUGCCUGAUGAACUAAUCUAAUCCAAUUAAGUUAGAAAAUAUUCCAAAAGCUGUCUUAGUCUUAAUUUUCUUUGUAUUCCUAAUAAUCUUUUAUUGAAUUCAAUCA